GAUUGUGGGGACGGGGCUGCUUUGCCUCCUUUGCUGCUGGGGAGCUGGGAAUGAGCUGAUCCAGGCUCCUGCCUGCCUGGACACCCAGCCCUGCCUCGGGCUGCUCCCAGUUCUCCCAGUAAGGAAUCUGCUCCCUGUGAGGCCCGAGGGGUGCCUAGAGCAGAGGCUGGACAGAGCUGAAGGAAUAAAAUAAAUAAAAUGUUAAAAUCCCUUCAAAGGAUGCACCUUGGGCAGCACGAGAGCCCGAGGUGGACUCUGAGUCCCAGAUUUUCACACUUCCAUAAGAUUUGGUCCAUUUCCAUGUGGGGGUCAUUCUCCAAUCACAGCUCCACUGAUGCAGUCCCAUCCUCCCAGUUUGCUCUCCUCCAUUCCCUGUUGUUUGCACUUUUUGGGCCUUUUUGUUGUUUGCACUUUUUGGGCUGAAGCUGCAGUGAUGUCCUUGGUUCUGGGCUGGAAAAGGAUUGUUGUGUGUGCCUGAGCUGUGAGGAGAGCUCUGACACUUUAUAUGAGUUCAGAGUUAUGUACCAGUGCAGUCCAGAGUCUGAAAACACAAAAACCAAAACUGCUAAAGAGCUAGAACCCAUCACGUGGGCUUUGGGGGCAGCGGGGUGCCCUGCUGGCACGCUGCCGUGCCCGGGGUGCUCAGGGCCCCCCUGUGCCCCCAGGUUCUGUGGGGAAUGCCUGCAGCCCUGCCUGCAGGUGCCCUCCCCGCUGUGCCCGCUCUGCCGCGUGCCCUUCGACCCCAAGAAGGUGGAGAAGGCUUCCAGCGUGGAGAAACAGCUCUCGUCCUACAAGGCUCCCUGCAGAGGCUGCAGCAAGAAGGUGACCCUGGCCAAAAUGCGCUCCCACGUCUCGUCCUGCGCCAAGGUGCAGGAGCAGAUGGCCAACUGCCCCAAGUUUGUUCCUGUUGUCCCCACAUCCCAGCCUAUUCCCAGCAACAUUCCCAACCGCUCCACGUUCGUGUGUCCCUACUGCGGGGCACGGAACCUGGACCAGCAGGAGCUGGUGAAGCACUGCAUGGAGAACCACAGGAACGACCCCAACAAGGUGGUGUGCCCGGUGUGCUCGGCCAUGCCCUGGGGGGACCCCAGCUACAAGAGUGCCAACUUCCUGCAGCACCUGCUCCACAGGCACAAGUUCUCCUACGACACCUUCGUGGAUUACAACAUCGACGAGGAGGCAGCGCUGCAGGCAGCCCUGGCUCUGUCCCUCUCUGAGAACUGAGGCUGAUCCCUCUCCCUGCCCUGGCUCCUUCUGCACACUCCAGGAACCCUCUGGAGCCCCACUGCAAUUCCCACCUUGUUGAAGAAGGUGGAGCCUCUUCAGUGUCACAGUGAGUGAGCAGAGAGCUCUGGAGCAGGGCUGGGAUCAGUCCUUGGGCUGGCAUUAAUAUCCGUGUUGGGAGCAUAGCCCCGUGUCCAGAUCUAUUUAUUGUUAGAUGCUUUUUGGCACGCUCCUCCCUGCUCUCUGUUGCAGCAGAAUAGGUACCUGAAACUGAUAGAUUGACCCUCAUUUGGGACUGCAAUCAGCCACAUCCUUUUAAAAAGGAGGAAGGCAGCACGGAGCAGCUUUUUUUAAACUCUCCAAGGAUUUUUCUAGAGAUGUCAGGCUGUCCUGACCCCCGUGCUGGAGGCUGGAGCUGCCUCCUUCACCUGAAUCCCAGCAUGAGACUGAAGAGUGGUUCAGAGGAGCCCUGGAGGAUGGCAUCCAGCAUCCAGGGAACCUCCCCUUCCUCGUUUUGUACCUGCUCUUGGGACACCAAACCCUUGCCUUUUUCUACACGGAGCAGCACGGAGCCUUUUCCACCUUUUCUAGAGUUGCUCUAGAAGCUGCUCCCCUUCACUCUGCAAUACCUGCCACCUGGGACAAGAGUAUUUUUAUGGAACAUUAUUAAGAAAGUUUAUUUUUUACACAGAUAACCCAAGCAAACGAAGAUGUGGGUUGGGAAUGGGGCGGGGGCAGGAGCUGGAUCCCGCAGCGGGUCGGACUCUGGGCUGGGGGGAAGUGCAGGGAUCUUUCUGGGCCUCUCCCUUCCCUCAGCAGAGUUGUGAGCAGGCAGGGUGGUGGGGUGGGAUCCAGGGGCUGGUUGUCCAUGCAGGAUCCCAGCCCCGAGCUCCUGUUCCCCCAGAAAUCAGGGAGUGCCUCUCCCUGUGGGAAUCCCUCCCUGGGAAGGGGGCACUGCUCCACAGCAGCCUGGUGAGCCCUUCCCCCUGCCCCUUGCUCUCAGCCCUGCCUGCUGCUGCUGGAGUUGGCUCUGCAGGGCUGGGAGAGGCUGGGAGGGAGAUGGCAGCAGCCACGGGGUGAGCCCUGAGCGAGGGGGUGACUCCCUGCAGGAUCUGCAGGGUGGGAGAGGCCCCCCCUGCAUCUCCCUGCUCAGAGGAUUCCUGAGCUUUACCAAAACCCGGCUCCAGCUCUGCUCUAGCAAUACUGCCUUGGGGUUGUUUUGGUUUCACACUAGGGGUGAUUUUGGGCUCUGCAGCCCUGCGAGGAGCGUGCAGGGAGCCCUGAGCCCCCCUGGCAGGGCAGGGAGAGGGGUGGCACCUUCUCUGCCCAGCGCUGCUGCCUCCUGGGGGUGUUCCUGUGGGAUGGGAGAGCACUGGCACCUUCCAGGAGGAGCCCAGGGGCAUUUCCCUGUCCUGUGCUCAGCUGGGACCCUCAGCAGCUGGAGCAGCCUCCGUGCUGUUGGGCCAGCACCCUUAACCUCGGCCUCCUUCCCUCUCUCCUGCUCCUUUUUGCCCCACAGAGACAGAGCAGGGGCAGCAAGAGCUGCUUUUGUAAAGCACUUUAAGGCCCUGGGUGUGAGGGGCCACACCAGGCCGUGCCAGGGAUCCCCCCCUGUGCCAGGGAUCCCCCCCUGUGCCAGGGAUCCCCCCUGUGCCAGGGAUCCCUCCCUGUGCCAGGGAUCCUCCCUGUGCCCUGGAUCCAUGGAUCCCCCUGGCCGUGCCCACCAGUGCAUCACCCGCCACUUUUUUGCAUAAUUAGAACUUUUAACGAGCCGUCCUGUUUUUUGAAGAGGAAUUAACUCGAUGACGUUAUUUGUAGCAAACCAUUUUUCUCAAUAAAGGCAGUUUCAUCCA
Passer montanus (Eurasian tree sparrow) is the source of this 3077-nucleotide messenger RNA. RefSeq names its product ring finger protein 166 (gene RNF166). Gene Ontology annotation, molecular function: ubiquitin protein ligase activity. NCBI's taxonomy places the organism in Eukaryota, Metazoa, Chordata, Aves, Passeriformes, Passeridae. Gene Ontology annotation, biological process: protein polyubiquitination; ubiquitin-dependent protein catabolic process. The transcript is spliced from 5 exons. The record is from RefSeq and is a predicted model, not a curated record. The coding region runs from base 520 to 1224 and encodes 234 amino acids.